This is a messenger RNA of Sinocyclocheilus grahami, 3546 nucleotides long. RefSeq names its product formin-2-like. Gene Ontology annotation, biological process: cortical actin cytoskeleton organization; actin nucleation. Gene Ontology annotation, molecular function: actin filament binding; microtubule binding. The coding region runs from base 351 to 2810 and encodes 819 amino acids. The transcript is spliced from 17 exons. Lineage: Eukaryota; Metazoa; Chordata; Actinopteri; Cypriniformes; Cyprinidae. Gene Ontology annotation, cellular component: actin filament; cytoskeleton; cytoplasm. The record is from RefSeq and is a predicted model, not a curated record.
UACUUAUUUACAGUCAUGGCUCUGUAAAUCUGGGCUCUCUGAUUGGCUUGUGCACCGCUGACCGGUUUAAGGCGUCAUCAGUCUCUCUCUCUCUCUGUGUGCUGCUGGGGCGAGCGAGAUGCCCUUGUGUCAUAAAGCAACCUGAUCUCACUGCAGCAUCAGCAUCAGCAUCAGCAUCAGCAGCUCCAGCGAGACGAUGGACCUCCCGACACACCGCUGCAGCUGCGUGUGUCUGCUGCGUCACGGAUGUGAGGAUUCACACGGGAACCCAGAGCACCUGCGCCCGAGAGCUGCACGCGUGUGCGCUGCAUGCGUGCCCGUUGCCAUGGCGAUAAGUGUGGGCUGAGAGGAUGGAGGCUGCGUGUGGCGGGUCGUCCUCUGACGGGACGGUGGAGCUCUGGGAGGCUCUGGAGUUCAUCAGCGGAUGUGGAGAGGACGAAGGAACACGGCUGGACUCAUUAGAGCUCGCGCAGCACGAUCAGCUGUACACAUGGGCAGCCGUCAGUCAGCCGCCUCCAUCUCUGGAGCAUCUGGAGGGACACCUGAAGAACCUGUGGCCCACGACCAGACCAGGAGCCGAGGACCGGCCCCAACCCAAAUACACCGAGGAUGAGCAUCAGGCCGUCGUCUCGGACCUUAAGAAACAACAGGAGGAAGAAAUCCGGCUAAUUCAGGAGGAGUCGGUGAUAAAGACGGUGCAUCUGAAGCAGGAGCACGUCUGCGUGAUCGAGCAGCUGGAGCAGACCAUCGAAGACCUGCGCAGUAAGAUCGCCGAGCUGGAGAAACAGCAGCCCCUGCUGGAGAGGGAGGUGCUGCUGACGCAGGACCAGGAGUGUGGAGCAGAGGUGCGCCUCCUCCCAGACGUCUGCCAUGUGGACCUGCAGACGGAGAACACUGCGCUGCUGCCGCUGGAGGCCAAAUCGGUGCAGACGUCUCCUAUGGACGAGAGCUUUAGGUUUAAAGUGCCUCCUGUGGAGGCGCAGGGGCCCGGGAGGAGCGACUCCUCACUGCCCUCAGAAAAUGAGACUGCUUCUCAAGCGUUUGUGUGCAUGUGCCAGCAGCAGCCGGGUGCUUCGGUGCCUCCUCCACCACCUCCUCCUCCUCCACCCGGGAUGGGUGCACCUCCUCCUCCACCUCCACUUCCAGGAAUGAGCGCUCUUCCUGCACCUCCUCCUUUCCCAGGCAGUUCAUUUCCUCCGCCGCCGCCUCCUCUCCCGGGAAUGGGUGCACCUCCACCUCCUCUCCCGGGAAUGGGUGCACCUCCUCCACCUCCACCUCCUCUCCCGGGAAUGGGUGCACCUCCUCCUCCUCCACCUCCUCUCCCGGGAAUGGGUGCACCUCCUCCUCUACCAGGUGUAUCUGCACCUCCUCCUCCUCCAGGUCCUCCGCCGUUGGCUCCUGGUCCUCCCCUGGCCUUCGGUUUGGGUUCUCUGCCUCCUCCGCUCCCGCUGGGUCUGUACGCAUUAGGAGCGGCGCAGGAGAAACCUCCUCGCAAAAGCUGGGUGGAGCCGCCGAGACCCAUGAAACCGCUGUACUGGACUCGCAUUCAGCUGCACACCAAAAAGGACUCUCAUUCUGUCGUAUGGGAGGAGAUCGAGGAGCCAUCCGUGGAUUUUGAGGAGUUUGUCGAACUCUUCUCCAAAACAGCAGUGAAAGAGAAGAAGAAGCCUCUUUCAGACACCAUCAGCAGGUCAAAGACCAAGCAGGUGGUGAAGCUGCUGAACACCAAGCGUUCUCAGGCCGUGGGGAUCCUGAUGUCCAGUUUACAUCUCGACAUGAAGGACAUUCAGCACGCGAUCCUGAAUCUGGAUAACACUGUGGUUGAUCUGGAGACGUUACAGGCGCUCUAUGAGAACAGAGCCCAGAAAGACGAGCUGGAGAAAAUCGAGAAACACAUCAAAUCCUCAAAAGACAAAGAAGCAAGCAAACCUCUGGACAAACCUGAGCAGUUUCUCCAUCAGCUCUCCCAGAUUCCUGAUUUCUCCGGACGAGUCUUCUGUAUUCUCUUUCAGUCGACCUUCACUGAAUGCAUCUCGUCUGUUCAGCGCAAACUCCAGAUUCUGCAGAGAGUCUGCAAGGCUCUUCAGAGCGGUUCUGGAGUGCUGCAGGUUCUCGGUUUAGUUUUGGCCUUUGGGAACUUCAUGAACGGAGGGAAUCGCACCAGAGGACAGGCGGAUGGCUUCACGCUGGACAUUCUGCCCAAACUCAAGGAUGUCAAGAGCAGCGACAACAGUAAGAGUCUGCUGUCAUAUAUCGCCUCUUACUACCUGAGACACUUUGAUGAGGACGCGGGCAGGGAGACGUGUGUGUUUCCUCUCCCAGAACCUCACGACCUGUUUCAGUCCUCUCAGAUGAAGUUUGAGGACUUAACUAAAGAUCUGCUGAGACUCCGGAAAGAUCUGAGAGCAUGCACUGCAGAGGUGGAGAAGGUGUGCUCUGUCUCGACUGAAGAGCAUCUGCAGCCCUUUAAAGACCGAAUGGAGGCGUUUGUGAGUGAAGCAAAAGCGGAGCUGGAAAGUCAAGAGAAGCAACUCGGUGACACUCACAAAAUGUUCCUGGAGCUCUGCGUGUUCUUCUCAGUGAAGGCCAAGAGCGGAGAGAAAGAGGUUUCGCUCAACACCUUCUUCUCCGUUUGGCACGAGUUCUCCACCGACUUUAAAGACUACUGGAAGAAGCAGAACAAGAUCAUCCUGCAGGAGAGGCUGAAGGCGGCGGAGGAGAGUUUCCGGCAGGUCAAAGAAAAAGCCACAUACAGCGUCAAACCCAAACACGCGUCUGGAAUCAAAGCAAAGCUGGGCAUGAAGAUCUGAGGCGGAUGUGAACUGACAGACGGACGCUCUUGUGCCGUUUCAUCUGUAAAUCGCUCUCGCAGCAGCUUCGGUGUUAUCUGCCGUACCACACAGGAAGUGAUCCGCCGUCUGAAUGUGAUGUCAUAUCCUGUGUCCUGACGGAUGAACAUAUCAGACGUUUGCUCCACCGUACAUACUGGAGGACGGAAGCAAUAUAAUAAAAAAAAUUUAAAAAAAUAAAUUUUAUUUUUAACAGAUCAGAAAAGGCGCGAGAAUCAGGAUUUCCGAUGCAUCUUCAUUUUAAACAUCGGCACCGUCAGACGCUUUUAAACCAACACUAGUUAGUGCAGUUUAGUCCUGUAGUCUUCAGCCCAGUUAACAUGUUCAAAGCACACUCCAGUUCUACAGGACCUAAAAGAGACACUCCAGUAUGUACAGUAGGAGUCAGAUCAGACAGCGGCGAACGAUCAGGAAUUAACUCAGUGUUUUUGUGAAAUUAUGCAAGAUUGUUUUCUGGUUUUUCUGCAUCCACUCAUUCACUCACUCACUCGAUGUAUUUAAGAGGAUGUUUUUUAAAUUAAUGUAAAUUAUAUUAACAUCUAUAUGUAGCAUUCUGGUUUGUUUUUAGCAUGUGCGUGUCGGAGGUGUGGAUGGGUGUCUGCGCUCCAUGUGCAAUAACUGUUUGUAUCGGAACGUUUUGAGAAGAGUGUAAUUUAUGUAAAAUAAAGGGAUUAAUAAAUUCAGACAUUUUAAUUUA